UACAUAUCCGGUAAAUCAGUGAGACAAAAUGGUAUAAAUAAUUUACACAUGUCACCCAUAAUAUCAUUCGACUUUAAAGCUUUCUUGUGCAUGUAGACUGGCUUAAUUGCUCCGUAAUAAUAAUGAGGUCUAUAAUUUACAAAGUGUUGAACUGGUUGGUUCUCGCGACCAUGUUAAUUUCUCUGGCGUCUGCAUCCUCCCCGACGUCAACGCCAUCAGCAGCAUCGACAACAGCUUUGGAUAACUUACUCCGAGUUAAGAGAGGAGGUGGUGGAUAUCCGGGCGCAGGAGGAGGGGCUGCAGGUCCAGUCUAUAUUUGUGGUUACAUUGGAGGCAAAGAAGGUGGUGGGGGCCAUGGUGGUGGAUACGGGAAAUGAGAAGAUAACCUACUGCAAUAUUCGAUCUUAUCUGCACCUGUCACAAAAGAAACUAACAAAAGGGAAUUCAAAUUGUCUUCUGUAAACCUAAACACAGGUUUCAUGAAUAAUUUAAUUUGGUACACACAUUUGGAAAUAUUGAAGUUAUUUAACAGAUUUUCCAAAAUUAUGAAAAAACAAAAUUGAACGAAAUUGAACGAAGAAUCAGAUUAGAUGUUAUUUAAAAAGUCAAGAAAAAAAUGUAUACAAAUUUUUGCACAAGUCAAGUCAAAAUGUAAAUUAAUAAUAAAAAUGCAAUGUCAAACCGAAAA
This is a messenger RNA of Folsomia candida, 688 nucleotides long. Its product is annotated as keratin, type II cytoskeletal 1. The coding region runs from base 123 to 377 and encodes 84 amino acids. The record is from RefSeq and is a predicted model, not a curated record. The transcript has 3 exons. NCBI's taxonomy places the organism in Eukaryota, Metazoa, Arthropoda, Collembola, Entomobryomorpha, Isotomidae.